ACAGUGGCCUGUCCACACACACACACACUUUGACUUUUGUGUCCCUUCCUGUGUCUCCGCACCCAUAGUAUCACCAAGCAGUGUGUCUCUUCAUUUCACCCUGGGGCUUCUUACUGCUCUGCCCUGCGUCAAUCUUGUUCCUCUAUCCUGCCUGUCCGUUUAUACCUUUUUUUAAUCGUUCAGCCAAUUAGUUUUCUCUAUUUGUCUGAGUGUACUCGUCUCUCUCUCACUUUUUCUUUUCUUUCCCUUCUCAUUCUCACAGCCAGCUCGCAAGAACAGCCGCCAUCUACCCACUCAUCAUCGUCGUUUGGUCUUGGAUAUUGACCUGUCCUGACGAAGCAGACUGAAAGGGAAGAAAGAAAAAAAAAAGAAGAGUCCUCGUGCCUCCUACCGUACAUGAUACAUAGAUAGAGAAAGGUUACAAGAGGAACAUAGAUUUCCUGCCGCUACUUCCCAUAUCCUGCCUUUUUUCGCUAUUCCUUCUCCGCGCCGCUUAAGCAGGUGAAGCGAGUACCGGUAUCUCGAGAAGCAAAGCACAAGCAAGGUCAAAGCAAGCUGGCAAAGCAAGCAAAAGCGGCCAAACAGCGUCAAGCAACCAAGCUCUCUCUCUCCCUUUACCAGCUUUUCGUGUCAACCCACCACUACAAUAUUUAGCUACCAUACCGGUAUCUGCUUCCCACCGCCCACACCAGACCAGACCCCCCCUCCAAAGAAAAUUGACCAUCUCGUCUCCGUCAUCUUCUCUCCCUAGAUUAAACAAACCUGUUGACCCUUUCUUUCUAACCCAGCGCUGACACGCCCCCGUACGCCGCUUCCGCUACUUUCUUGCUCGGCCACAAAAAUAUUAAUACUCACUUCACCCACCACCCAACUCUACUCUUGUCCCACAAAAUAUUCCCCAUCCAUCACACUCUCGCCUUUCUGGAUUUCAAUAAAAUCCCUCAGCAUCUUCCACCCAUCUCCAUAUCAGCAGCUCUCCAUCCAGCUUCUGCGCAACAAAUACCAUACAUUCAGACGAUCUUCGGGGCCGUCCGUGUUUCUCAUCGCCAAAAACUUAGACCGCUCCCACCAACCCUUUAUAAAAUCCUGUCUAAGAUAAAAUAGAGCCAGAGCGAGCUCGAUAUCGAUACACGAAAAGCCCUAUCCAGCCUUCCGACUAUCCGGUUCCAUUAUAACUCGAAGCUAUCCGCACACUGGCUUCAAACAAGAGAAGACGUUCCUCGGACGACAACACUUCUCGUUCAACGAGCCCUUACAGCAAACUCGCUUCCUACCCAUCCAAAGCAGCAAGAAUGCUCCUUUCACUACCAGAUCCUCGCGAAUCUUCACGCUCGAGGCGUUCCCCACUCACUCCUCCUUCGGUAACCCCUCCUUCGGUCAGCGGCGUAACUGGGUCAUCGACCGUGCAGAGUGAGAGGCAUCGGUGCACUUCGCCUUCACAGACAGCGACAACAUUACUCGCAAAAGUUGCAGCUCCUCAACCGCAGACAGGAACUACACCAUCAUCUCCAAGAAUGGCAAUGUCGAAUUCGAGCUCUGCCUCGUCGACACCACUAUCGACGCCCCCCGGGGAUGGUUGCCAUUUCCCGUUCGGCUCGAUGCAGAAGGGUUUGCCUGAGAGCCCCGACGGUGGUUACAUUAGCUUCCCAGUAUUCGAGGAAUUCGGAGACUACAAAUCUGAGGACGAGGCGGGGUCUCCUCCUCCACCCCACAAACGGUGACUAGGAUCGCUCCAACUGGAGGAUCCGGAAGAUGGUCAUGGCAAUUGGCGGAUCCUCGGCGAAUUGUACAAAAUCGGUCGUUUAUUUUCGGUAACGGCGCAUCAACAGUUUUUCAACAUUCAGUUGUGAGCAGGGGACGGAAACUAAUCGAAAGGAAGAAAGAAAAAAAAAAAUUCAUAAAAUCCACAAAAAAAUCCACAUAACCGGCUGUGCAUAUUAUCGGUUUUUUUCUGUUAACUUUCAUACGGCGCGCGGGCUCAUUGUUUGCUUCUAUUUCCCUCUUUUCUCUAUCUACAGGCACAUUCCCUUUUUUUUUUGGAGCAUUGUUCUACUACUCAUUACACUUUCUUGUUUAUUCUUUAUUAAAGUUUUGACUUCCUUUCCUUUAUUUCCACUCUCUUGUUCUACCAAAAGCACUGCCACUAAGGGGGAAAGCGGUAGGGAGUUCUUUCAUUCCUUACUCUUCUAUCCGAAAAUAUUUCUUUCCUUGGUUUUGGUUUAGUUUGAAAGUACGAAUAGGUUCACAAUAGUGGCGACUUGGACAAGUCAGGUGGUUCUUCUUCACUUAACCUCAACAAAUCCUUUUUGCCUCCAUUCCAUCAACAAAUCUUCAUGUAUUUUGGUGUUAACUCUUUUUUAUGGGGGGGCGCGUCUUAUCGGCAUAUACUACAUCUCGGGCGCCUGACAUGAAAACAAUGGGACGGCGCGAAUUUUGGCAUUUUUACUUCUAUUUUCUACAUAGUUUUUCUUUUUCCAUCAUUCCCUUCUCUUCUUCUCCGGUGGGAUGGGAGGAACCUGGCUGGUGGGAUAAUCACUCUACGGUCGAUUGCGGCUAACAAGAUGCCUUUUUGUUUUUUUUCUUCUUGUCAACAAAUAUCUCUUUGCUCUUUGCUGGAUGCAUCAUAACUUUUCUUUUCUUCCCUCAUUCCUCUCUUCCUUCCCUCCUUCCACCAAUCUGAAUGAAUGAAUGAAUGGAAAGCAAAGCGCAGGGAAAAAGGAUAUUUGCAAAAGAACAAGAAUAAAAACAAACAUGACAACCGAGCUAACCUUAAAUUCUUGUAUCAAAAUUAUAAUAUCUUCUUGUCUUUAAUUUACCAUUUUUUGCCCUGUUUUUAUUAUAUAUUUAUUUUAUUUUUAUUAUUUUAUAAUAUAGUAUUACGAUCA
This is a messenger RNA of Tuber melanosporum (Perigord truffle), 2885 nucleotides long. RefSeq lists its product as uncharacterized. The record is from RefSeq and is a predicted model, not a curated record. The coding region runs from base 1293 to 1721 and encodes 142 amino acids. The transcript is spliced from 2 exons. NCBI's taxonomy places the organism in Eukaryota, Fungi, Ascomycota, Pezizomycetes, Pezizales, Tuberaceae.